Molecule: messenger RNA, 929 nt
Organism: Orbicella faveolata
Lineage: Eukaryota; Metazoa; Cnidaria; Anthozoa; Scleractinia; Merulinidae
Product: adenosine 5'-monophosphoramidase HINT1-like
Molecular function (GO): catalytic activity
Source: RefSeq, a predicted model, not a curated record
CUUCCUUCUUUUCAACAUGGCGGCGGUAGGAUCCUCUUAUGCAUACUCGGUGUUUGCAAGGAUAAUUCGUCGAGAGCUGCCUGCAACGUUUCUGCAUGAAGAUGAUCAGUGCAUUGCCAUUGAAGACAUUAACCCACAAGCACCCGUCCACUUCUUGGUGAUUCCAAAAAAGGAAAUUCGAUCAUUGUCUAGUACUACAGAGGAGGAUGAACAACUCCUUGGUCACUGCAUGAUAGUUGCAAGGAAAGUGGCAGCCGAGAAGGGUAUUGACCAGAGUGGUUAUCGCGUAGUCAUCAACACUGGACAAUAUGGAUGCCAAUCUGUGUAUCACAUCCACCUCCAUGUCAUGGGAGGAAGGCCAAUGAACUUGGUCCUGGGCUGACCAGACCAUGCCAAGGAGCAAUUCAGGAUGUCCAAAUAUUACCAAUUUGAUUCCUAUUUAUAGAUAUUUAUAAUACUUACAAUAGUGACCUUCAGAUCGGACAAGUAAGACUUAAAAAACCUUGUGCUUAUAGCUAUGUGCUUCGUAUGCUUUCCACGUUUCACCCCAAUCUCGUAUCGUAGUCUCUCUCUUUCUUUUUUUAAAAAUUAUUUUCCUAACUAGAUAAACUAUUUCUUUGGUCUUUGCUCUGCAGAUUAUGAACCUUGUGGAAGCCGCAUCCUAUCUCUUCCCUAGCAACGAAUUACUAUACUUAAAGAGAGCAAAACUAUGAAAUUGUCUCUCAGAAAGUUUGCGAACUUAUGCCCAAUUACAUGAAUGAAAGAGUAAGAUCCGUAGACAUUUUAAGUGUUUGAGAAAGAAUUAUUAAUAAGGUAGCAUUCACUGUUGUUUUAGUAACUUAUAUUGUAUUUUUUUUUUCGCUCGGAGACAUAAAAUGUCAUAUACAAGUAUAUUUGAGUUGAAAUAAAGUUCAUGUAUGUUUGUAUAA